Messenger RNA from Paramuricea clavata, 4265 nucleotides. The record is from the annotation of a GenBank genome assembly. Lineage: Eukaryota; Metazoa; Cnidaria; Anthozoa; Malacalcyonacea; Plexauridae.
AUCGGCUAAAAGAAGGGAGCCGACGUUAACGAAGGCAUAGAAUGAGAUUAUAGAUCAUACCAGUCGGGCAGAUGUCUCACUGUGUAUCUUUCCCUAUGAUUUUUGUGUUACCUUCCCAGUGCAAGGAUCGGACUACGAGUGCAGGGACUGUCGGAGAUAUUGCUCCCAUCAGUGGUUUAAACAAACAUGAAAUGCAUGAUUUGAAAUGCAUAUUAGUACUUAGUAGCGUGGUACAGUCAUUUUGGUCGAAGAAAACAAAAAUACCAAUGUAUUCCUUCUUUUCCACUAAAAAUCAUUAAAAAUUCGCAGAUAUCUUUUAAUAACAAAUUAAAUUAUAAUUUUCAAAUUUUGCUUUGCCAUUUCAACGGGAGGGAUGCUUGCCAUAUAAUAAUAUAUAUUUGCGACCUAGAAUUAAACAGGCGUGCAUGUAAAUACCGUAUCACCGCCUUCACAAGUAACUAUGGUUUUGUAGAUAUAUAACUUUUCAAAAACUUUGUGAAACAAUUUAAUUGUUAGAUAGAAACAACUAUAGAUCUCUAAAAUAUACGACCGGGUCACACCAAUUUAAUUUAAUUUCCUUUUAUAAAUCUCUUGUAAAUAGGUAUCAUAUUUCCGUAUUAAAGUAAUAUAUUCACUCGUGCAGCUAUGCGUGAAAUCCAGUGACAGUGUGAACUAGACCAUGCCAAAUGAUGACUCGGACUAUUAUGUGUUCAAAAGUAUUUGUCUCGCUCUGUUGUAUGUGAAAACCACCACAAUUGUCCUAUUUUCCGCCUUCGUAAUCUUCAACAGAGUUUCCUAGUCCUCGGCCUUGACGGGCAACAUGAAUGCUUCUGAGAAGGAAGCAAUAAAUGGCGAUCAACAAUAUGCUUUACUACCAAACGACGAGCCAAACGAAGAAGAGACUGAAGAGAAGCUGGUCACCAUUCAUGAAUUCCGCGACCAUGAACAUGCGACAACGUAAGUAGAGCAUUGAGUUAUACUAGAUAAUCAACUUGAGUUCGACUUUGAGUAGCUAUAAUCAUAUUUAUACUGAUCAGAUUGGGGAUCAGAUUGUUCGUUUAGGUAUCACAUGUUAUUGUUUGUUGUAGACAACUGUUGUGCAUUUAUUUAUAUAAUAGACUGCCGUGGUACUGGUUUGUGUCUGAGUUAUACCCGAGGAAGAUUCACCGGCGAAGCAGAAUGGAUCGAACUGUGAUGUUUUUCAGGUCGUUCAGACACAAACGGCGAUGCUAAAUUACAUAGGCUAAACCUGGGCUAUACAUGCACUGCAUCAUCAGGUUUCAGACAUAUAUGUGCAUACAGUAUAAGUUAAUUUAAAGGUCUCACAAAAAUCACUACAAACGAACUAUUAAUAAGGUUGGAUUAUAGCUGGCCUCUUGCUAACAAAGGUCAUUUUACUUGAUCGCGUUCUCUGUAAUAAUAGUCAGUUUAAAUCCUAUGCGAGCUACAUUCAUUUGCUGCAAUUUUGAAAGUGGGCCAAAAGACUUCCCACAAGUUGACUUCUGUUAACUGCAAACGGCAAAGUUCAAAUCGUAUUUUGAAGUCAACUGUUACCAACUGUUACCCAACUUACCCUGAAGCGUGAAUAGCCACUUAGCUGUCAAAAACGUGUAGAACUUAUGACCUUCGAAUGCGAUUCGAAGUUUGCCGUUUGCGGUUUAAUAGUGGUGCUGCCGUAAAAGUCAGUCUUAAAGUCGCCGAUAUUUGAUUUUUUUAUAUGUCGCUCUCUCACUGCAAAAUCCGAAGAAAGCAAACUUAGGGUUAGCCAGUUGGGGUUAUAAUAUUCAAGACUACAGGAUUAUAGCCUAUAUAUUUUAUAUAAUAAGUUAGAACUGAUCGGAUUAUAGUGAUGAGCAGCCAAGUGGGUUAAAUUAAAUGCAUGCAUAUACAUGCAUGAGUGCAAGCUUCAACUAAGGCAGCGUUUACACUGUACCGUUUUCGUAGCGUUCUCGUAUUGUUCUUAAUCCUCAAGGGAACGCAAGACAAUAGUCUAGUUCUCUCGAACAAUACGAGAGCGCUACGAAAACGGUACAGUGUAAACGCUGCCUAUAAUAUGCCACGAAUAGACAGUAUACAACCGCCUCAAACUGCAAGGUAAAUUAUUGGACGAAGUAGUUCUGCUCUAUGCUGCACUAGUUUUUCUUCGAAUAUACUUCUGCACUCUACAGUAUAUACAGUUCAUUAUAUCUUGUAGAAUAUCAUGCUGUUCGUGAGCAUGUUUCAGUUGGUUACCUUUGCGAUCAGGCGAUAUCAUCGUCCAUAGAAACUGAUGACAUUUUAUGCACAGUCAUCCGUAUCGAAUUAGGCCUCCACAUUUACGAUCUCGAAGUUGAUUAUACUCGUUAUAUUAAAUGCUCUACUAAUUUUCCUUACGUACAUAAGGGCAAGGGAGUCGUCUUUUUCGUGUGUGUGCUUUUACGACAUUUUUCAUUCAGAAUGCCUCCGUACUGUUAUACCCGUUUACUAUAAUAUUCAAAUUAUAGGAGGAAAAAAUUGACAUAUUGUGAUAUUCAUCUAGCAGCACGUAAUGACAAUGACGACAAAAUUAAACCACAUGCACUUUGUCCACUUUCGGUUUAUUUGAUAUCAUGCAGCAAACCGAUCUUCCCACCAUUGACCGAAAACAAAUUUGGUUCAUAAAUUUGCAAAAUCAUAGCCAAUCUUCAUGCACAGUCUCUUUAAGACUUCACCAAAUUGGCCUAGUAUAUCUACUGGCCAAUCAAAGGUCUGCCAGAAAUAUUUACACAAGCCAGUCGCAUCAGUGCUUUUUUUGGCAGAAUUAAAUUUCAAAUAUGUUGUAUAAUUUCCAUUUUUAAAUUGAUAUCGUCACUAAGUAAAGGAACUGAUCCAAUUAUACAUAGGCGGCGUAUACUGGGGGGAGGGGGGGGGGGAAAUAAGCGGGGCGGACAAAAAUUUACCUGCAUGCCCCGUUCGGAAUUGAGAUUUAUCAACAUUUUUUGUAGAGGAAUGGAAGAUUUUUUGAAUCAGGAAGAUUAUAUACAAUUUUCAAUCCUAACCAGGGACAGCUGCGAAGUUAAAAUGCAACUGAGGCCCUCUGGGAGGAAUCGAACCUGAGGCCCUUCGAUUCCAGAUGGCCUAUAUAUUAUAUUACAAUUUUGCGAGGCAGGCGUAGCAAAUUACCUGAUUUUUUAAUAGAAUAUGCCCUCCGUUUCACACGCCCACACAGUAAUUUACUAAUGAGAGCGAGGCUCCAAGAUCAAAAAAUAUGUGUGAUGUAAUUAUCGCAAGAGUGUAUUUUGUGCGUCAAUUUCGUGGGAAAUCCGUAUUUUUGGGUCAGGCAGAAUAAGUUUAAUUAACGCGUGCACACUAAACUGUAAACACUAUUUUCUGGCUUUCCUCACUGAAAAUUGGUUGACACCACAUCUAAGAUUAGUUGGGCAAUGUCCAAUCUACCAGAACGCCCGUCUAUAUCGUGUGAUGUAGCUAUAACUUUUAUUGAAAAAGGCAAUUGUAAUUUCUAUAAUGCAGAGCAAUUCUUAUAAAUAUAUCGCGAGUUAGUGUGCAGUUAAUUAGUACAGCCAAAUUAUAAUUUGGCAAAUUCCCGACCAUUGUUCACAUCACAUUCACGAUUAAUUAUGUGUAUUGCAGAGAUUUUGAGACCUUACUGCACAUUGUGAAGGCUACCAUUGGAUCUGGUAUACUUAAUCUGCCUGCAGCAGUUAAGAAUGCCGGAGUUGUGGUAAGUAAUUCAUUGCAUAUAUACAGUGUAUAGCAAGAGGGCUGGUUUUAGCAUAGUACCUGCAUGGAGCAUGCAUAAAGUAAGUGCACGAGUUCGAAGGCAUACUAUUUUAAGUAAAUACCAACUACUCAUGCAAGGCUUGUGAGUCCAAACAGACUAAAACAUUAAACUAACAAACUAACAGUCCACCAAAUUCACGUAGCGAAUAUAGCGACGGUAAACUUAGUUUAGGCACCACAAUCUUCGUUUUCAUAACUUCUAAGAAUGCCUUUUCGCAUCGUGUUUGAAUAAAUGUACGUUCUCAUCUCAAACAUGCAGUUAUAAUAUUAAUUCGUUUGAUUAUAAAAAGGAAAUUAUUAAAGAGUAGUUUUAAUUUCUUUCUUCCAGUUCGGUCCAUUUGGUUUGCUUUUUGUGGCAAUAGUUACAGUUCAUUGCGAGCAUCUAUUGGUUAUCAGUUCACGAGCUUGGUGCAGGGUGUAAGUAUACUGACCCCUCAAUUUGGUUAUCAGGUUUACUAGAAACGUAAACUUAAAGUGCCACUAACCGCAAAUAUGAUUUUGGUAGC